This is a messenger RNA of Sphaeroforma arctica JP610, 475 nucleotides long. RefSeq names its product glucokinase. Lineage: Eukaryota; Ichthyosporea; Ichthyophonida. The transcript is spliced from 2 exons. Gene Ontology annotation, molecular function: ATP binding; D-glucose binding; glucokinase activity. The annotation marks the transcript as partial. The record is from RefSeq and is a predicted model, not a curated record. Gene Ontology annotation, biological process: glucose 6-phosphate metabolic process; glycolytic process.
ACAACAGCGUGUAUCUAAUACCCGUACAUCAACAACAAACAACAGCGUGUAUCUAAUACCCGUACAUCAACAACAAACAACAUAAAAAUGUCUGUGGGACUAUUAGUAGGAGAUUGUGGUGGCACCAACACCCGUCUUAAGCUCAUUGAACUAGACACAUCAGGUGAACUGGAGUCAGUCGCGCGAGGUGCAUCUGCACCUGGCAAGGUUGCUUUCGAGAAGAAAUAUCAGAACGAAGAGUACUCAGAUUUCUUAUCUGUUGUUAAGAAGUUCAUCGAGGAGUCUGGUGGCAAAGCACCUGAGGCGGCGUGUUUGGCAUGUGCAGGCCCCAUCCUGGGCAACACAGUGCUGUUCACGAACAUUGAAGAGGGCUGGUUCAUCGACGGUGCAGUGCUGGAGGAGAGUCUGGGCAUUAAGAAGGUGAUGCUGGUCAACGACUUCACAGCCAUGGGGUAUGUACUGGAUGUAGUGUUCG